ACCCAACCAUCUUUAACUCACAUUUCCUUGCAUUGCGCUCACUUUAAGAAAUGGGGAAUCCUCCAAACUUUUUCAAAAUAAAAGCCUGCUCUCUGUUCUCUCUCUUCUUUCUAUUCAAUUUGGGUUGAGUUAAGUUGAGACUUGAGAGGUGUGAUUCCCGUUACUCCUCACUACUUUGACCCGCUUUUUGUUUCUCUCUCUCUCUCUCUCUCUCUUUCAUCCCCCUACUUCCAUCUCAGACAUCACAUGCAAUUUACAAAAGCAGGCGUUUUUUUUUUUUUAAUUUAAAAAAACCACUAUAACAAGUAGAAACUAUAAUGGUAUGGGGGCACUAUUUUCUUUCGCGUACUCAAGCAGAAAAGAAGAGUGAAAACUCUGACUGUGACUCCUCGUCAGAGCAGAGCACCACAUUCAAAAAAAUUCCCUUUUCUCAUUGUCCUCCCUCCCUCUGCAAAACAAAAACAAACACAUCUUAAAAAUUCACUCUGUGUCUCCCACUCCUCAACAACCCCCUUUACUCGAGAUUCCGUUUUUUUUUCCUCACAGCCUUUGCAACUUGUUGAAAAUUUCAAUUUUGGAAUCGUUUCACCACUUAACGUGAUCUGGGUUUGUUCCAUAUAAAGUUCAGCUCUUCCCAGAUCCAACAUUUUUUUAUUUCCCCUUUUAAUUCAUCCAUUCAUUGUUUCUAUUGAAUUAUCAGAAACCCGUUUUAAUGAAUUUCAAGUCAUAUAUAUAUAUAUAUGUGUGUGUGUGUGUGUGUGUGUGUGUGUGUUGCCUUUUGGAUUUUCAAUUGCUGAGUGAUGAAUAGAUUGAUGCUUUUGUUUUCUGUGUAAUAAAAAUCUUGUGGCUGUUAUGGGUGGUGAUGGUAGAGUUGAAGUUGUGAGUGGCAAGGGGUGUUCGAGGCUGUUUUCAUCUUCACUUCCUUCAUUCAGAGGUUUGCAACCAUUGGAGCCAAUGUCUCCUGCUUCCUCCCCUUUGCAAGUGCCAUCAUCAACUACUCCUUUUGCUGGUCUUGUCAUCUGCGUUACUGGUUUAUCUAAAGAAGCAAGGAAUCAGGUCAUGGAGGCUACAGAUAGAUUAGGUGGACAGUAUAGCCCCAAUUUGCAUCCUCGAUGUACCCAUUUGGUGGUUCAGAGUUUUGGUGGACGCAAGUUUGAGCAUGCGCUGAAGCAUGGAGCAAAAAAUGGCCUCUUUGUUGUCACACUGGGUUGGUUUGUGGAUAGUGUCAGGAAAAGUGUGAGGUUGAGUGAAUCACAUUAUAGAGUGAAGAGUUAUGGGGAUAACAACACGCAUUUGGAGGAUUUUAGACUGCUUCCUGAGUAUACAAAUGCUGAAAAUUCUUGUCUUCCUGCAAGAAUCCUCCAAACCAAGCAAGCUAUUAGUGUUGAAGAACUUCAAAGAUUCACUGGGAGAGAGUCUAUCAGAAAUUUGGACUCAACUUUGUCUGGCUGCUCCAUCUAUGUUGAUCCAGGCAUUUCAUCUGAAUUGCGAAACAAGGUUAUUGAGACUGCUUCAAGAGAAGGUGCUAGUUUGGUGGAACAAUGGUUUGUUGGCUGCAAUGUUAGUCAUGUAGUAACUGAAGGGACAUCAAUCCAAAGAUAUCUUGGAUACUCUAGUUACCUCAUUACACCUCUGUGGGUUCUCAAAACAGCUAAGGAGAAAUAUGUGCGAAGGCUUGUUCGCAUGUCUGUUGAUUUGGCAAAGCAAGUUGGCCUGAUGCUGGAAGAUAUCCAUAAUGGCAUUUCAGGAAAGGAAGUAAUAAAGCAAAAAGUCCUUAACAAUCUUCUGGAUACUGAAAGUGAAGUCGGCUAUGAAGAAAGACAACAAAUUGUGAAUUCUGCAAAAAAUGGAGUCAGAAGUCGCCGUGGUCGCCGAAUGCAGACUUGUCAGACUCCAAUACGUCCUAUAACACCCAACAACCUUCUAGACUCUAUCUGCUGGUCUAUAUCCGAGUCGACUUCGGCUGCUUCCAUUUAUACAGACUCUUUCAGUGUUGAAGAUCCUAGUGAAAACCAUACUUCAAUAUUUUUUUAUGCAAAAGGGGAUGGCAAGGAUUCGGAAGCUUCAUUUUCAAACUCCACUCGUCCUCUGACAGAAAGUGAGAAAUCCGAGUUGAUAUUUAAAAACCCUUUCCUUACCAUACUAUUCCCAAUUGACCGAUUUGCUGAGAUGGGUCCUUCUUCAAGAACAUUUUUCAGCCAUAAUGGUUUUAGGUGUCUUCAGGUGUUGGAUCAUAUCCAUGCAUUUUAUCAGGAGAACAUGUCAAGGGAAGAAAUAGAAGCUGCAAUUCAUAGUGAUUCAAGACACGCUGAUAGGCUUCGAUCAGUGUACUCUAGUAAGGAAACAGCAGAACAUGGCUAUGUACUGUUUAAAAGGGUCGAAUUCUUGGGUAGUCGUACAAGUUUUGAAAUGUUGAAGCGUGUAACUGGGGCCAACUCCUCCAACGUUUAUGAGCUAUUACUUAGGGCCUAAGGUAAUUUUAUUAUACAAGGAUUCCCCAUAUUGGUAUGAAUGGCCAAAAAUGGGGAAAUGUUUAGCUUGUCCCUAGAACAAAUGAGAAAAAAUGAUUCAUUAAUAUUUUAAUAUUAUUUUUGUUAUAUUAUUUAGAGGGAAGGGCAAAAGGUUAUAUGGUAAGAAGUUCGAAACUUGGACAUCAUUAUCAACGCCAAACCCGGUCUUAAAUAUUUGAGUGAUAAGGUCCUAUAGAAUGAAUGUUUUGAAUUAUAUUUUAUA
Messenger RNA from Glycine soja, 2733 nucleotides. RefSeq lists its product as uncharacterized. Lineage: Eukaryota; Viridiplantae; Streptophyta; Magnoliopsida; Fabales; Fabaceae. The transcript is spliced from 10 exons. Bases 853 to 2472 code for a protein of 539 amino acids. The record is from RefSeq and is a predicted model, not a curated record.